AUGAAGCGUAAGAGGGGACCAGAGAAGGGCCCCAGGAAUCAGGAAAGGGAGAAGCAAGCCGACACCUUUCAGGUAGAUUUCGAGUUCUACGAUCCCGAGGAAUCAGACUUUCAUAGUGUGCGUGAGCUGCUCUGCACAGGCGUCUUGCGUUGUGUUGACUUGGACUUCUCUGGGCUAGCGGACAGCAUCGUGGAACAGGUGAACAUUGGGACUACGAUUAAGUCCGGAGGAGAAGAAGGCGGAAGCGAGAAGAGCGAGGGAGCAGCCGAGAACGAGGACGACGACGAGGAUGCUGCUCUCUGUGGCUUCUUGACCUGCCUGAACCUGCACCAGUUCUCGGAGAAAGACUGGCGCAACGGCUUGGUGUCCUUCCUGGAAAGCAAAGCUCACAGUGCUGGGAUUGGGGUGUCGGAGAAGCUGAAGAAGUUUCUGACCGCAGACGCACAGCCAGGCCUGCUGGUCUCGGAGCGCUUCGUGAACUUGCCUCUGGAGCUUGUCCCGAUGCUACACAAAGCAGUGCUGGAAGACAUCUCCUGGUCUCAAACCACCGAGCAUUGCCCGAGUGAGGAGCGGCCCUUCUACUUCUUCACUCAUUUCCUCCUCCUGGCACGAUGUCACGCUGCUGACGCAGGCAGCCCUGUAGAUGGCCGUACUGUUGCCUUUGCCCGGCCAGAGGACGAAGCCUUAGCCCGGACAGCUUCCCUUGCCUUCAGCUUCCCGCUGGCUGGAAAGCAAAAACCCGGUGGGGGGGGCCGGGGCCCCAAGAGGCGGCGUCCUGCACACGGGCCCGCAGUGCCCGCUGCGGCAGUGGACGAGCGCCCUUCGGAACGCGUAGCCGUGCUCGGCUUUACCCGACCGGCCUACGAAAAGGCGGUGGCUGGCCUCCGAAAGGCUCUGGAAGCAGAAGCAAAGGCUAAGGUGUGA
This is a messenger RNA of Symbiodinium sp. CCMP2456, 924 nucleotides long. NCBI's taxonomy places the organism in Eukaryota, Dinophyceae, Suessiales, Symbiodiniaceae. The record is from the annotation of a GenBank genome assembly.